AGGAGAUACCAACAAACCCAAAGGGUACGUACCAUCUGCCACAAUUGACCUUGUCCUCAGGUUGCCAUGGCACAAAGGCAAACAACAGAGACAUUAGUAGAAAUACCUCGCCCGCCCACGACUGAUGAUUGAAGUGGUUAGCAGAUAUUUCCCUAGCUGAUGCAGGAAGUACAACUUAUUUGUACUGAUUCCCCAGAGCCCAUCUUGCCAACUUCUUUGACCACCCUCUGCGUUGAACUUUACUCAAAAAUCCCACCAAGUCACCGCACAGCAUCAUGUCUUCAGAAACACGUGUGCAAAUCUCUCGCGAGAGCCUAGCAGCGCCAGGCUCUGAAGCGGCAAGAAUUGAGAAUGUCAAGCAUCUUGCGUCUUACAGCUGGAUCGAGUCGCCAGUUCCUACUAUCGCUGUCCCUGGCAUUCCGCCGCGUUGGGCACCUCCCACAGUUCCUUUCCGACUUCCAAAAGACUCUGGCCUUGUUUAUAUUGCUCAGAAUGCUGCACGUCACCCGGAAAGUCCACUUGAGCCGCUGUUUCGUUCUCUCUAUGUGACCAAUCCUGGAUUCGACAUCCGCCCCGUUGACAUCAUCACCGACAGAAACAACAUCCGCAAGCUUCUAAGCUUCAUCAAUCCUUCCUCUAGUCGAAACCGUCUCGAAGUAUUUACCAUCAUCGCUGAGGUGGUUGAUGGUACAAUGCUCAUGUGUCGAACUGAGACCAAGACCUCUGAGAUCAUAGCACCCCACGAGUUCAAAGGUUACGGCCAUGAAUUUGAAAAGGCUUACACUCGCCGCCAACUGAAGGGUAGCACAGGAUACCACCGCAUUAUCUCGUAUCACUUCGGAGGGCUCAAUUUCGUCCUUCGUCACGAGGUUGAUGGUUACGUAUCGCAAUCAGAGACUUCCAAAGUGAUCCAGAAGGAAGCAGAGACCGACGGACUUUCCGGACUGCUAGGGUCACUAUCACUUUCAGCAGUCAAUACGACAUCUCCUCAACCUCGUAGUUCGACUCCAUCAGAAUCGAAAAUGAUCAUUCGAGAAGAAGGUAUCGUGGUGCCAAUCGAUUCUACUUUAGAGAUCAAAACAUGCACCAGCCGCAGGCGACUACAUAUCCGAGAGAUAGCUCCCCAGCUCUGGGUCUCGCAGACACCUAAACUCGUACGAGCAUACCACAGUCGUGGUCUAUUCCAAGAUGCAAAGGUCGAGGAUGUGGCAAAGGAAAUAAAGACUUGGGAACUCGCCAAUCAGGAAAAUCUGAGAAAACUCGUUGCAUUGGUCAAAGCAAUCUUCGACGCGGUGAAAGCAUGGGGUGGGAAGGCAAUCAUCAGAUAUGACGAAGGCUCUGACAGCAUCAUUGUCACAUCGGAAGUCUCUGCAGAACGACUUCUGCCCGAGGAUCUUUACCUCAAAUGGGAUGAUAAUGAAGAAAAGACGGCGGCAGACCAGACGGAAGUGUCUGCGUCUAGUUGAAACAAGAUUGUGGGAGGAGCAUCCGAGGCGAUGAUCGAGGCUAAUACUGGCGAAGCCGAGAGUUGUCACCAACCACUUGUGAUAAUUCGGGUGCGCAAUAGUCAAGAAUGACGGAAAUUUUAGCAGAUCCCUCAAACUGACAAGACACUGUCAUGAUGCCAAAAGACGCAAGGACUACGAUGAAGACACGUAUGUAUGUAGCCCUAGCUCAGUAACAUGACCUGAACACAACUGAGCCAGACGAGAUAUGCUAUGUGAAUUCUCGUAUCCCUAAUGACAUAUAUGUUCCAGGUCAACUCAAGGCUGUAGGAGUGCUUGACUAACCAUUUUCUUCUUGGCGCUGGUAGCUUGACUUGACUCUAUAUGCAACUGGUUUACCAGUCAGGCAUAUUCGUCUCAAGGUGUGGUGUCAACUCUCUCACUAAACAAGCGAUCCGGCUUAUUUCUCGAGGCCUGAUCUCUACUAGAACAAGGGAUGGGAACUUGUAUCAAUUACACCUCACAUCGCAAGUAUUCUUCUACAUAACUCAAUGGGAUAGUCGGCG
Molecule: messenger RNA, 2011 nt
Organism: Xylaria bambusicola
Lineage: Eukaryota; Fungi; Ascomycota; Sordariomycetes; Xylariales; Xylariaceae
Product: geranylgeranyl pyrophosphate synthetase
Exons: 1
Coding region: 276-1466 (396 amino acids)
Source: RefSeq, a predicted model, not a curated record